Messenger RNA from Strongylocentrotus purpuratus (purple sea urchin), 1041 nucleotides. RefSeq lists its product as uncharacterized. The transcript is spliced from 6 exons. The coding region runs from base 221 to 1027 and encodes 268 amino acids. NCBI's taxonomy places the organism in Eukaryota, Metazoa, Echinodermata, Echinoidea, Camarodonta, Strongylocentrotidae. The record is from RefSeq and is a predicted model, not a curated record. Gene Ontology annotation, molecular function: protein binding.
AAAAUAGAGUGUAUCUGGUGGUGGUGGUAUUAUGAGCUGGAGAGAAAGGGAACAUAAACUAGUAGUCUCUAAAGCUGCAGGGUAUUCUUAGGGCAGAUCUUUCCUCAACCUUACGCUAACUUUGGCAUCAGCAUCUACCUGUUUCGUAACAACUCAGAGGUGUCUUCUUUGAUAGUUUUCACGUCUAAUUCUAAUAGUACAGAACACCUUGAGUAACAAGAUGAAGCCUUCAUCGGUCUUUUUGCUCGUCCUCGCUCUCGUCCUCCUCGUCGCCUACGCCGAUGCUUCGGGGAAGAAAGGGAAACAUGGCAAACCCGCAGGUAGAGGGGGACCAGGAGGAAGAUCACGAGAUCACCACGAUCACCACCACGAUCACCACCACGGACAUGAUCACCACCACGACCACGGACAUGAUCACCAUCAGAACGAUCACGGUCAUGGGCAUGAUAACCCCCAUAGCACAGGGUCCCAAGGACAUCAAAGUGAGCACGGUCAGUACGAUCGUCAUCGUCGUGACGUCAUCAACGGGUCGGAGCAAAAUGAUACAAUGACAACCCUAGAACCAGGAAGAUGUACUAAACUUGUCAGUGUUACAGUCACAUUCGCCCAGUCUUUUCAGAAGUCAAGAAAAGUGCCGAAAAUCAUCAAAUGUGGAUGGCUUCAUCUUGCAAAGUGCAGAGUCUACAGACUAGAAUAUGAGACUGCAUACCGUCAGGCCACUCGAGUCCAGUAUGCCAUCGUGAGGAAAUGUUGCCCAGGCUUCAUGGAGAUCAAUGGUGUUUGUGAACCAAUAGGUGGAAGAACAACCCCUCCGCCCACGACGCCGCCCACAACUCCCGCUCUAACCACAACGAUGAUGAUGACGACCACCGAUGUACCAGACGACUACUGGAUGAUGAUUGAUAACAAGAUUCAGAAGAUCGUCUCCGCCGUCAUCAUCAUAAUCCUCAUCCUCUUCACUGGGUGUUGUAUCGGGGGCUGUCUGCUCUACAUCUGCAAAUGUUGCAAAAAAGGCAGCUACGUGUAGUCUCCAGUUCAGCC